AUGGCGCAUGUUGUCGCCGUCACCGGCAUGCUGGAGAGUUUCAAGGGCGAUCCUCUUUACCCUUUCGUUGUGGCACUCAUCAACGCAUUCCAUGAGUCAGUCACCAAGCAAAACGACUUCGAGUACAAGCAGCGUUUUUCUCUCGAUCUGGGUCUCCGGGUCAUACGACUACAUCUACUGGGGCAAGAAGGUACGAGAAGCCGAGGAAUAGGGCAGAAGCUUGGUGCGCAAUGGGCUAUGCACUACGUCAUGUACCUGGAGCGCAUCGGCAAGACCAUUGAGGUUGACGACAAGCGCAUCGAAGCUGAUUACUUGUUGAAGACUAAUUUGCUUGUGCAGCAUUUUGCGAGUGGGGAUUUGGAUGCUGAUGCGGAUCGGGCUGCAGAGAGCGCUUUCGCUGAGCCGCGCAUUCAGGCGCUCUUAAGGGAUGCUCCUCCGGUGCAGAAGUGCCCAAAUAAUACGAAGAAGGAAGAUAUGUGGCUGGACCCAGACGAGGCUUUGGAGAUGUUGAGGGAAACAGAGAUGGUGAGAAAAGCGAUGAAGGAGGAAGAGGAGAAGAAAAUGCAGAAGGCUUUGCAGGACAUGGCGGGCUUGAGUAUCUCCUCGAUCACUCUUGGACAAUGAAAUGUCCAGUAAUUCUGUGCGUUGAACUCGCAGCUUACUUUCGGAGGUUAGAUGACCAUUCUCUUUUUUUGUAGUACUCUAGCAGGCGUUCUUGGAGCCCGAACCAUACCCCUAGGUACAUGAUAGUUUCUUGAGAACAGAUAUAGAAGGUUCCUCGAUGGGCC
This is a messenger RNA of Macroventuria anomochaeta, 788 nucleotides long. RefSeq lists its product as uncharacterized. The record is from RefSeq and is a predicted model, not a curated record. Lineage: Eukaryota; Fungi; Ascomycota; Dothideomycetes; Pleosporales; Didymellaceae. The transcript has 2 exons. Bases 1 to 624 code for a protein of 207 amino acids.